Cynoglossus semilaevis (tongue sole) is the source of this 2142-nucleotide messenger RNA. It is a transcript of the gene nkx2.3, whose product is annotated as NK2 homeobox 3. Gene Ontology annotation, molecular function: DNA-binding transcription factor activity, RNA polymerase II-specific; RNA polymerase II cis-regulatory region sequence-specific DNA binding. Gene Ontology annotation, cellular component: nucleus. The record is from RefSeq and is a predicted model, not a curated record. Bases 768 to 1817 code for a protein of 349 amino acids. NCBI's taxonomy places the organism in Eukaryota, Metazoa, Chordata, Actinopteri, Pleuronectiformes, Cynoglossidae. Gene Ontology annotation, biological process: cell differentiation; regulation of transcription by RNA polymerase II. The transcript is spliced from 2 exons.
CGUUUCCCACCGUCCAGACAGAUUAUCUUAUCCAUGUAUUUCCGAGGCAGGAAACAAAGAUAUGGCUAAUCUUAAAAAGAGACACAGUGAUGAUGGCAGGAGCUGAGAGCUUUUUGGGGACCAUUAGAGACGAGACGCAGUUUAAACAGAUAAAACCACCACAAGUACCACGGCCAGGACCCGCCUCGAGGCUGUUUACUCUGUAUCAUGAUAGGAAAUGUAGACUUUUCUGUGCUGUUUACUCUGGGUUUUCACUGCCGAGAACGGUAAAUGGAAAUAGUCGGACAUUUAACGACUAAAAUAAGUGGUUGAAAAUGACCAAUGAAUGAUGAGAAAAGGAUAAAUAGAGAAUACAGAGAGAGAGAGAGAGGCAGAGAGAGAGAGAGAGAGAAAGAGAGAGAGAGAGAGAGAGACGUCACUAAACGGGAGAGGUCAACGUCUUAGCUGAUCCAGCUCUUUCUGUAUUCAGCCAACCAAACAGGAUCGACCUCUCUCUCUCACUCACUCUCUCUCUCUCUCUCUCUCUCUCUGUCGCUCUGUCUGUCUCUCAGCCCUGCGGACUCAGACAGAGGGAUGUCACAGCUCAGAGAAAGACAGUCCUCCUCGGUCUGCAUGACAAACCAGCCCGGCGCGACCAUUCUUCACUUUUACGCACAGAAUAUUCUAUUACGCACGAGUCUCUGGCUUCUUGCACACACACAGGCCCGAGACACGUCGGUCCGAUUUUGGAGCCGUAACUCUCCGAUCAAUCGGUUACCUCCCCGCUGAUGGUGAUAAUGCUCCCCAGUCCGGUCCUGACUUCCUCCACCACGCCUUUUUCUGUAAAGGACAUUCUGAAGUUAGAGCUGCAGCAACAAUCCCAGCAGCACCAGCUCCAGUUCAUCUCCUGCUUCGGUCUCUCCGGUGCUGCGCCGUCGCAGUCAGACGCAGCCCGGCCGAACAAGACCAGCCGUACGCACUCGCCUCCCUCCUGCAUGCUGGCAGGCAGGGACAGUCCUAGUCCUCUCAGCUCCGGGCUCUCAGAGACCCAGGACAGGAUGUCCUACCUCAGCGCCAUGACGGUACCGGAGCGGCUGGCGGGCUCCGGUUUGCCCGUGGAAAUGUUCGGCAUCCCGGCGCACACCCAGUCCGUGGAACUGAGGCUGGAGAGUGAGCAGGAGGAGCAGGACAACAUCUGCGGUGUUUUGCGCAACAACUGCGAGGAUACAGACUCGGACAAACCCGCCGCCAAGCAGCAGAGAACCAGGCGGAAACCGCGCGUCCUCUUCUCCCAGGCUCAGGUGUUCGAGCUGGAGCGACGCUUCAAGCAGCAGCGCUACCUGUCCGCCCCGGAGAGAGAGCACCUGGCCAGCUCCCUGAAGCUCACCUCCACCCAGGUCAAGAUCUGGUUCCAGAACAGGAGGUACAAAUGUAAGAGGCAGCGGCAGGAUAAGACUCUGGAGAUGGCGGGACAUCACCACCACCACCACCAUCAUCAUCCUCCCCCGCCGCCCAGGAGGGUGGCCGUGCCGGUGCUGGUGCGGGACGGCCGGCCCUGUCUCACUGGAUCCCAGAACUAUAACUCCUCUUACACAGUGGGUGCUCCAAACCCGUACAGCUACACGUAUCCACCCUACAGCUACAACAGCUCGGUGUACACCAACACCUACUCCUGUACUUACUCCGCUUUACCCGCUCUGCCGCCCAGCUCCACCACAGCGAACGCCUUUGUGAACAUGAAUUUGGGGAACUUUGGCGCACAGGCGCAGAGCCAGGCUCCCCAAGGACCGGUGGUCGCACCCUGUCAGGGAACUCUGCAGGGCAUUCGAGCCUGGUGACUUGAUACGUGGGCAGAAACGCAACUGGGGGAUAUUUUUCCGGUUUGGAUGACUGGAUCCAAGUAUGCAAUUCCAAAACAAUUUGGUGCAAAGAGUGAACGAUUCACUGAACAUCUCCAGGAGGCGCAAACUGCUGCUGUGAUCUAACGGACAGGAACCGACAGAGUCAAAUCCCGUUUUGUCCCUUUACUCUGAGCCACACAGAUGUAGGAAACACACUGCAAACCUGCUGUUUAGUAUUUGACUGCGUUGACUGUUGUCGCUGGGCAGAGACUGAUUGACCUGUUGUUCAUGUGCGACAGACAAUAAAGUGCGUUUUGGACAA